Trichechus manatus latirostris (Florida manatee) is the source of this 2505-nucleotide messenger RNA. Its product is annotated as B-cell scaffold protein with ankyrin repeats-like. NCBI's taxonomy places the organism in Eukaryota, Metazoa, Chordata, Mammalia, Sirenia, Trichechidae. Gene Ontology annotation, biological process: signal transduction; B cell activation; negative regulation of phosphatidylinositol 3-kinase/protein kinase B signal transduction. Gene Ontology annotation, molecular function: signaling receptor binding; protein tyrosine kinase binding. The coding region runs from base 114 to 908 and encodes 264 amino acids. The transcript has 4 exons. The record is from RefSeq and is a predicted model, not a curated record.
CAGAUUGAGGAGGGGCGGGGGCUUAAAGAAGAACUCCCGGAGAGUCUCUCUGGCCCCGAGUGCCCGGGUUUCGCCGGCACCUGUCUACAGGCCCCUUGGCUUCAGUCGCCGCAAUGCUGCCUGCAGCUCCAGGAAAAGGGGGUGGGAGCCGGGACAGGCCCCCCUGCGGCCCAGUGCCCCCAGAAAAUACAAAAGACAUCCUAAUGAUAUAUGAAGAAGCUGCUGAAGAAUGGGCUCUAUACUUGAGGGAAGUUUUUUUACAUAUAGUGAAAAGGGAAGCAAUCUUGUUAUAUCGCUUGGAGAAUAUCUCUCUUCUGCAUUUGGAAUUGCUGAGUUUGAACUCUUACAGAUGUAAACUUUUAAUAUUAUCAGAUAGCCUGCUUGAAGACUUAAAUCCAGAGAAAUGUCAGUUUCUGGAAAAGGUACUGCAUUCACCAGAAAGUGUGGUUACUCUGCUGUGUGGAGUAGAGAGUUCAGAUCAGCUCUAUAAAUUACUGAAUAUCUCUAGAGGCAUAUUUGAGAUCUCAACUGAUCAGGAGCCAGAAGACUACAUCUCUGUAAUCAAGAGCGUCCUGUUCAGAGGUUCUGAGGGCUACUUUGAAGUCAACAUUCCAACAGACCUAAGAGGGGAAUAUUCUGUCGGAAUAAGUGAGAGGAAAGAAAUUGAAGAAUUAUCAGAAGCUUCAAGGAGCAGCAAACCACUGGCAAUGGUGCUUCCCUCUGAAAUUUCAUGUGAGAAUCCUGGUGAAAUAUUCAUUAUUUUGAGAGAUGGAGUAAUUGCUGAUACUGUGGAGGUUGAAUUUACAUCAAACAAUAAGUGCAUUAGAACACGGCCAGCCAUUUGGAAUAAGACAGUCUGGUGUAUGAAAGCUUUAGGUAAGAAUUUUUUAUGCUUUAAAAAUAUAUAAAUCAUCAUCUUGAGUUCUUUUCAAUAAAUUUAUGAUAAAUGAUUUCACUUCCCUACAGAAACUAAUAUUGUACUGCAGGUGUUUCCUGUGUUUAGUUUUGUCAUACACAAUGCUGUUAUUAUUAAUCUGGGUUCACAUAAGUAAGAAUAUUUAAUUAUGAGAAAUUAGGGUGAAUACCACGUGGUGAAAUGACAGCCAGUAACAUGUUUUUAAAUAUGUCAGCAGUGAGCACUUUAAUAUAUGUCAGCUAUUAAGUAUGGACCUACAAUUAUUUGUUUUAUUAUAACUUUAGGAUUAGCAGAUGUUUAAGUUUUUACUAUUAAACUUUCUUUUUUCCUUUUUCUUUUCUUUCUUUUCCUUUGCCAUGCCUCUGAGUAUAUUUUUGGUUAUUCUGGAAGGCAUAAUUCUUUUUCACUAUUUUAUCAUCUUGGUAUCAUUUCUAUAUGCAGUCUUUCCCUCUUUUCCUUAUUUCAUUUAUGAAGCUAUUCAUUUUAUUAUCCAGCUUUGGUUGAAGCAUGGUAAAUUAUAUCAGAUUCAAAAUUCCACAUGGAAUAUCCACACUUGCCACAAUAAUUGGGCUAAAAUAAAAAUGUAAAAGAUUAAUUUCUGAAUGUUUUAAGGCUACUUGGUUUUUGAAUUUACGAUGAGCUUUUACAAUCAACUAAUAAAAUGAUCUUUUAAAACUUCAUAAAUCUGUACCACAUAAAAUAUUUUAAAGUAAAAAGACAACCUGUCUUAUCAUAAAUUUGGAAAUUUAGUUAAAAUGCUUACAAUUAUAAAGUAUGUCAAAUGCUAUUAUGCUGUCAAUUUACAGAGCAUUUACAAACCUUUCCUACUGUGAUAUGCAAAGCAUGUGUCCCCUCUCUGGAUUUUCUUGCACAGUUUCGGUCAGAGUUGGAUUAUAGGAAGGAAAGACUCUACACCAAGCACUUAUAAAUAUUUUAGACACUGCUUCCUGUCAUGAGCAAGGAUAUGCAAGAAUGAGAUGAGAGAGAGCCCUCUCUGCCUCUUUUCUUUCUCUUCCAAGACACCCCUUCUUUCUGUCAUGUUUGAAAAUAAUGAACAAUAAUUUCUACCUGACUAGUUUCAGAAUUUAAGCUUAGUUAGACUAAAAUCACUACAGUAAAAAAAUCACAAAUUAAAAAAUUCUUAGGUGCUUAGUUAGACUAAAAUCACUACAGUAAAAAAUAAUAUCACAAAUUAAAAAAUUCUUAGGUAAUAUUUCACAGACAGAUUAAGAUGCUAAAUAGGAUUAUUCAUGUUAUUUAAUAUUUUAUGCUCAGUUUACCUAGUAGUGUAGAGCAGUUAUCUGGGUUCAGAUCCUGGCUCCUUCACUUACCAGCUAUGUAACCAUGGGCCAGUUACUUAAUUUCUCUUGCCUCAGUUUCCACAUCCGUAAAAUGAGAAUGAUAAUAGGAUUUAUCUUAUUGAGUUAUUUUUAGUAUUAAAUGAGAUAUUUUAUGCCAGUGCUUAAAAGAGUCUCUAACAUGUAGUAAACAUUCAAUAAAUAUCAGUUAUUUUUUUACAAUUCUCAUUCUCUUCUGAACAUUGAAAGAGUGAUACACACACACACACACACACACACACACACACAAUU